AAGUGAAUAGAACGAAAAUAGCAUGAGGAGAUGGAUGCACUUUGCCGCCCGCUGUGCUAUUGCCACCGCUCGCUCCGACAACAACCCCAUCCUCCUCCGUCGGCAGAACCAGGCCCUCUCCAAGCUCAUCCAGAGCGGCCGCCUCCAUGAGGCACAGCAGUUCUUUGAUGCCCUCCUCCACCGCAAUGUCAUCACCUGGAACUCCAUGCUUGGUGGCUAUGUCCGCCACCGUGAGCUUGCCCUUGCCCGGAGGCUCUUCGAUGAAAUGCCACAAAGAGAUGUUGUAUCCUACAACUCCAUGCUCUCUGGUUAUGCCCUCUCCAGGGAUGGUGGGGAGCUCAAGGAGGGACGUCGCCUGUUUGAUCAGAUGCCAUUAAAGGAUACUGUGUCGUGGAACACCAUGAUCAGUGGGUAUGCGAGGAAUGGGAGGAUGGAUGAGGCGAUGCACCUCUUUGAUACAAUGCCGGAGAAGAAUGUUAUCUCCUGGAACACUAUGAUCACUGGCUUUCUUGGAGUUGGCGAUGUUAGAAGGGCAACUGAGUUGUUUGAGAGGAUGCCAGUUCGAGAUGCAGCAUCCUUGAAUGCUCUCGUGUCAGGUCUCAUUCGGAAUGGCAGACUUGAAGAGGCUGAAGAAAUUCUCAUUCAGAGUGGGACAAUUAACAAGAUCGAAGGGGCUGUUGAUGCAUAUAACACUAUGAUUGCUGGCUAUGGCCAAAGAGGAAAGGUUGAGGAAGCUCGAAGACUAUUUGAUUUGAUUCCUUACCAACCUUAUCAAGAAAGAAAAGGAGGUGAGGAAAUAAAGAAAACACGUCGCUGCCUCAAAUGUUUCGAGCGGAAUGUGGUGUCAUGGAAUUCUAUGAUCAUGUGUUAUGUGAAAGCUGGGGAUCUUUGUUCGGCAAGAGCUCUCUUUGAUGAAAUGCCUGAAAGAGACUUGUUCUCAUGGAACACGAUGAUCACAGGGUACGUGCAAGCACAGGAGAUGAAAGAGGCACGAUCACUCUUUCAAGAAUUGCCAGAUCCAGAUGCCAGGUCAUGGAAUUUGAUGAUAUGUGGGUUUACUCAGAAAGGUGAGGUCGAACAAGCACGAGAAGUUUUCGAUAGGAUGCCUCAAAAGAGCACUGUUUCUUGGAAUACAAUGAUAGCUGGAUAUGAGCAAAAUGGAGACUAUGAAGGAGCCAUUGAGUUGUUCUCGAAGAUGCGAGUGGUUGGAGAAAAACCGGACCGGCAUACCGUGUCUUCGGUGCUUAGUGCUUGUGCUGGGCUUGCCACACUGCAUUUAGGGACUCAAGUCCACCAGCUUAUUACUAAGACAAUAGUAGCAGACAUUCCGAUAAAUAAUGCCCUCAUUACAAUGUAUGCACGGUGUGGGAAACUGAUGGAUGCAAAGGCUAUUUUUGAUGGAAUGGAAAUGCAGCGAGAUGUUGUCUCAUGGAAUGCAAUGAUUGGAGGCUAUGCACAGCAUGGGCUUGCAAGCGAGGCUCUUGAGCUCUUUGAAGAUAUGAAGAGGAGGAAGACAAGGCCAACCCAUAUAACAUUUACGGCUGUGUUGAAUGCUUGUGGCCAUGCAGGAUUAGUGGAUGAGGGAAGCAGGGAAUUUGAUUCCAUGGUUCAUGAGUUCGAUAUUGUGCCAAGAGUCGAACAUUAUGCUUCACUUGUUGACCUCAUUGGCCGGCACGGGCAGCUUGAAGAUGCGGUCCAAGUGAUCAAUAACAUGACCGUCCCACCAGAUAAGGCGGUAUGGGGAGCCUUGCUUGGUGCUUGUAGGGUUCACAAUAAUGUGGAAUUGGCUCAGGUAGCUGCAAAGGCCUUGGUGGAGAUUGAACCAGAGAGCUCUGCUCCAUAUGUACUCCUGUACAACAUGCAUGCAGAUGAGGGGAGGUGGGAUGAUGCUAUUAAACUGAGGGAAAUGAUGGAUAAACAUAGGGUUUUAAAACAGCCUGGUUAUAGUUGGAUAGAGAUGCAUGACAAUGUUCACAUAUUUGUUUCAGGGGAUAGGUCCCAUCCUCUUUCAAAUGAGAUAUAUUCAUUAUUAGAGAGUAGUAACAGGGUCAUCAGAGACUUGCAGCUUAAUUGAGCUGCAUAGCAAUGUACCACGUUAUACUUAUAAAUGAUUCAUUUUGUAAAAGUAUUUGUAUCCA
Elaeis guineensis (African oil palm) is the source of this 2138-nucleotide messenger RNA. NCBI's taxonomy places the organism in Eukaryota, Viridiplantae, Streptophyta, Magnoliopsida, Arecales, Arecaceae. The record is from RefSeq and is a predicted model, not a curated record.